AUGACACUGCAAAACGGCUUCCAGAUAUCUGCGAACUAUGUGGUGUCUGGCUUUAUCGGUCUUCUGGGGCUUAUAUCGUUCGACCUUGGCUACAAUUCGUGGCGAAACAAAGCUAAUGAGCGUUAUGUUGACGAGACUUUGGAAAAGGGCAGUCGACCUUAUUUAAGAGUGCCAAAAAACUAUAUUGUUCCUCGAUCUGAAGUUCUAAAAGACUUCCUGAAAAUUUUUGAACCAGGCCAAGCUGAGAGUACUUACACGGUUAUCUGUGGAGAGCACGGAACCGGAAAAACUGUGUUGAUCAAGAUUGCAGCGAAUAAAAAAUCUUUUGCAACGCGAAUGAAUGAGAAAAUCUUGGAUCCAAAAUCGACUAAUGAAAUACCUAAUUUCGUGUGGACAAAAAAUUUAAAAGCUUUUGAGCGUGCUGCCGAAGUACAAGGUGAAGUAUGGAAAACCACCGGUUCUUGUUUUGACAACAUCAGUCUUCUCGAUAGAAUGCAUCCAAGAAUUGUUGAUAUUCUUCAAGACAAUGCUAAGGAAUAUGCUGAUGAUUAA
Molecule: messenger RNA, 552 nt
Organism: Ambispora gerdemannii
Lineage: Eukaryota; Fungi; Glomeromycota; Glomeromycetes; Archaeosporales; Ambisporaceae
Source: the annotation of a GenBank genome assembly